Messenger RNA from Vicia faba (fava bean), 1059 nucleotides. NCBI's taxonomy places the organism in Eukaryota, Viridiplantae, Streptophyta, Magnoliopsida, Fabales, Fabaceae. The record is from the annotation of a GenBank genome assembly.
AUGUACAUAAAACCAGUGAAAGUUACCCGCCUAAAAAUGACGGACAUAGAGUCUGAUAGAAUUAGUUGCUUUCCGGAUCAACUUAUAGACAAGAUUCUCUCAUAUUUACCAAUUAAGGAUGCAGGGAGAACUAGUGUUUUAUCCCGCAAAUGGGGAAAGAAAUGGUCCAUACAACCAAAUCUUGUGUUCGAUAAACGAAGUGUAUCUACUUUGGCUCUGGAACACCUUUCAAUUAUACGGCACAAGUUUUUGAGGAUGAUUGAUCGUGUACUUUUACUUCACUCUGGCCCAAUCAACAAGUUCAAGCUCUCCAACUCCGGUUCUAAUAUCAUGGGUGUGAACUCUCUGGCUGAUAUUCGUCGCUGGAUUCUUCAUCUAACCGGAAGUUUAUGUCAUUUAAAAUUAUAUUAUUGUUGUCUUAAACCUCCAAUGACUUUCGAAGGCUUUAGGAACUUGAGAGGUCUUGAGUUGGAAUGGAUUAAUAUUCAUGCACCAAAUCUCAAGAUUUUUCACUUCUUUGGUAAUUUUGAGGAUAUUAGCUUUGAAAACAGUUCCCAGUUAUCUAAUAUAAUGGUUAUUUUAAAUAUUUAUGUGCACUCUGAAAGAAAUCAACGCAUAUUGCAUGGAUGCUCUAACAAUUUGCUCAAGCUUUUCGAUCAUCAACCUCACAUUGAGAGGCUAGUGAUUGGUGAUUAUUUUUUAAAGUACUUGGCUGCAGGUGUUGUUCCAGUAAAGCUGCCUACUCCUUAUAUGAAUCUAACAUAUCUUGGCUUAUUAAUAAACUUCAUUGAUUCGAAGGAAAUUUCGGUUGUCCUUUGCUUGCUCAAAAGUUCACCAAAUAUUCGAGAGUUCACAAUAUUUGCGAUAGAGAAGCAGCCUGGCCUUUUAACACCCGCUUCAUACUAUUUUAUCAAAUAUUUACUUCUAUAUUCUCCUGUGUUAGAAAAUAUGAUUGUGAAGCCUACUCAAAAUGUCAAACCGGAGUUGAUGACAAAAUUAAUCUGUUUCAAGAGAGCGUCGAGCCAGGCCGAAGUUAUUUAUCGUGGAAAAGAUUCUUGA